UGUCCAAUCGACAGACGCUCAUAUUCAGGGUUCUUCUCGUGGUACUAUCGCGUGGAGAAGGCAAUAGGUGGGCGUGUAAAGAUUUUAACCUACAGAGGUAACAUAAAGAAAGGGAGUUUCCAAGUCAUCUGGGUGGACAUUGCAUUGAAAAAGGGACGACUUUACUUAAUCCAGCAUUCUGCACGCCUGGAACUGUCAGCGUCAUAUACACAAGAUUAAGCAAACAAUUAUGCCGUUGACUAUAAGUAUUUAGCAGAUGGUUUCCUGGUGAAUGAACCUGGCUCGUCGCAUCGAAAGAACAAGAGGACAUAAGACAUUUCUGGAAUCCAGUGCAGUUUGUGCCAGGGCCCCAUCACAGUGCAAAGGCUAAUAAGCAGACAAAAAGCUGAACCAUGUCGCAGUCUGAAUGCCAGCUCCUCAGAGUACUGUUAGGUUCUAUUUGUGUAUUACUAAUGUGCAUGAGUGCAGCACCAGAUCUCUGUGGACCUCUGAAAACAGUUAGGGACAGCCUAAACUCAACUCUGAGGAGACGCUAUAUGAAAAUGAACUUUCCCAUUAACUAUACCAUUCAAGUGCAUUAUGAGGAGGUGUACAGGCUACGCAACAUCAGCAGAUUGAGGAAUGAAUCUCGCGUGGAGCUGAGAGAUCUACAGGAUUUGUGGCUCUUGGUUAGUCAGCAGGGUAUAAAGAGGAUUUUAAAGGUCCUGCCAGAGAGGCAUCCUACACGCCGUAAAUACCUCUCCAAUCUGGAGAACCUCUUCAGAGAUUUCCAGGUGCAAUAUAGCCAACAGAAUCCCAGCCAUGAGGAGAGAGAUCUUCCAGACAGCAUACAAAACAUCAGUGAUAAUUUGAGGGACCCAUAUUACCAGGGAUGGAAAUCUGUUACACCAAAGUCCUUACUAGACAAUUGUUAUCGGUCCAUGCUUUGCCUUUUCAAAGACUGCUUCUCAACAGAUGAUGACAGUUAUGACUAUUGUGAAGUCCUCAACCGGAGGAAAGAAAAGAAGACAACAUAGCAGCAGAUGUGAGCGGAUCUGAUCCUGUUUUUAUGUUUUUGGCAUAGGUGUAAAUGGGUGUUACUUGGUUUAUGUAGUGGCACGCAACAUGUUUGUGCGCCUUUUGUUCCAGUGAAGCAAUUGACUAUCUCUACCGGUGAUACCAGAUGGAAAAAAUACAGCAGCCUUCAUGCUACUUGGAAUAAACUCUACUGACCCCGCCCGCAGCUAUUGCUGUCCAUCAUUCAAAACCAUACCCAAAACCAUGCCUCCAUCCACCCACCUGCCCACUUAAUUGUUUGCAUAUUUAUAUUUAAGCAGUGUUUUGCUAAUGUAUGACCAAGUAUGCACUGUGUGUGUGCUCUAUGAAGGAGAGCAACUUUUAUUCUCUGCUAUAGCAUUGUCUAUAGGUAAUUCCAAAAUGUCUUUGCCACUGUGACUUACAUUUCUUAGGAAAAUAAAUCUGGCGUUAUUGAUGUAUGUCAAAAGAGUAUAUUAUCAUUACCAUGUUGUAAAUGUUUAGGCUAGAUUUAUAGGUAACAUGGAGCUUCUUUUGUAUCAUUUGCAUGCAAAUGUUAUGCUGACUGCUGGCUUGGUUGGCAUUGUUGCUUUUAACCAGAGUUUCUUUACUUUUGUGCUUUACUGCUGGUUUAAUGUUGAAAGAUUGCACCAAAGUAUUAUUAAAUGUACUAUAAAAAGCUGUUUAAGGUGAUCAAGUGGAUUAGAUACCAGAUUUUCAUGUAUUAUACACAGAUUUUAAUCAAGGUUAUUUAUUUGGACUCCUGCCACAGAAUGUUCUUGUAACUGUUGAAACAUGGCUUGGAAAAUAAAUCACCCCAUGUGUUCAC
This is a messenger RNA of Xyrauchen texanus (razorback sucker), 1843 nucleotides long. Its product is annotated as interleukin-34-like. Gene Ontology annotation, molecular function: macrophage colony-stimulating factor receptor binding; cytokine activity. Bases 393 to 1016 code for a protein of 207 amino acids. The record is from RefSeq and is a predicted model, not a curated record. Gene Ontology annotation, biological process: positive regulation of macrophage differentiation; positive regulation of cell population proliferation; positive regulation of monocyte differentiation. The transcript has 7 exons. Lineage: Eukaryota; Metazoa; Chordata; Actinopteri; Cypriniformes; Catostomidae.